AUGGUAAAGGAAAUUGCCAGUGAACGGGCAAACCAAAUCAAGAAGUCAGGACCUGAAGGACCCGUCGCGGAGCAAGGACGGUCGGAGGGGUGCAGCGAAGAGGCCAAGGGGAAGCGGAAGCACCUCGUUGAAGAUGGCCGAGGCAAGAGCCAAGAUGCUAAGGGACGAGGUCGAGCGGAUGCGGACGAUGAGGGCCCCGUACGAGGACAUGAGGACGAGUCAUUGUACAGGAGGCAUAUCGCCUCAAGCGAAGAGAGGAAAAGGCCCGGAAGGAAGCGGAAGCCGAGGAGGCCAAGAAAAAGGCGGAGGAGAAGAGAAGCGGUCCCGGAACACGGGACAGAACGGCUGCAAAAGUGGGAGGAGGAGGAACGCCAGUUGUGGCCGACUGAGGUCCUGGUGGAGGCAGUGCCCCUAAUCCCAGGAGGGAUGCAGGGAAUUCCCCCGACUCCCCGAUCCGGCGAGAACGAAGGUGCCAGUCACGGACCCGAGGCCCCGAACCAGUGGGUCCAGUCGGAUGGAUGGGUUCCCCACCAAUACCCAAACCCCCAUCCAAAGGAUUGGCACGAGCCACCUCCGACCCCCCGCCCGCAAGAAUGGCCGGAGGAUGACGACCGGCGAUCCCGCUCCAUAGCCCCCCACCACGUCAACAGGAGGCGAAGGCCCCACGCCCACCGAAAAUGGGCCCGGCCCAUGACCGCCCACGCCAGUAAUGACCAAGAGGUCUCGAGGAGAAGAGGCCGAGGACAGCACAAGGGGAUACCGCUCUCCAGCCCCCCUCCAUGUCAUCCAGAGGCAGAGAACCCCCACCCACCGAAGUGGACCCCGGCCCGACCACCCACGCCUCGGCACGGCCAGGAGGUCCGAGAGGAGGAACCGGAGGAACACAUCAAGGAGGAGGGUCCCAGACCAGGAGGAGGGGGGGAGCAGUGGCAGUACUGCCGCACAGAGAUCCCGCAGGCCCACGUCGCGCAUGCAUUAAAUGCAUUUGUGGCCGGCGGCGUCCAGUGGCGGCAACACACCGUCACGUGGACCUGGCCUGUCAGCGACGAGGCGAAGGCCACGGUAGGAGCGGAGACCCACAGCGCAGGACCCUCCAAAUCGAAUCAGACGGGACCCCAGGGUGCGCCGCGAAGACGCCGGGUGGUUGCCGCCGACACCGGAGACGGAGGAUGUCCUGGAGAAAGGGCCAUGGGUGUGGCCGACACCUACGGACAACCCGAGGGCCCAAACUCCAGCGGCAGAUCUCCGCCCCAGAGGCACGCGGCCCAGUGGCCAGGCCCACACUGGUGCGAAUGGCGUCCCGGACGGAGGGCGGAUCCUGGCAGGACAUCGCCGAGGAGGAGUGGCCAGCUGGCUUAUUGGAGCAGCCGACUAACUGUGCCGGCUGUAAUACCAACCAGUCCGGCUACAUUGGCUGUAAUACCGAUUAGUCCAGCUGCGUCGGCCGUAAUACCGAUCAGUUGUGCCGGUUAUAGGGCAGUGGGCCCCAAGGGAGCAACGUGGAACAACGCCACAACCAGUCGCGCAGGACGACGACGUGGAUAA
This is a messenger RNA of Drosophila rhopaloa, 1545 nucleotides long. Its product is annotated as serine/arginine repetitive matrix protein 1-like. NCBI's taxonomy places the organism in Eukaryota, Metazoa, Arthropoda, Insecta, Diptera, Drosophilidae. The transcript is spliced from 3 exons. The record is from RefSeq and is a predicted model, not a curated record. Bases 1 to 1545 code for a protein of 514 amino acids.